AUGGAGGGGUCUAAUUUCAACAAUAAUAACAAUAUGUAUGACAAUAGCUAAGAUCGGAGACUAAACAGAUCCCCUGACUACGGAUCAGCUAGGCAGGAGCAAGACCCUUCACAUGAAAAUUUACUUGGUGGUCGUGGGGUCUACCAAGAUUCAAGGGGAGAAUAUGAUCUCACUCAUUAGAUGUAUAUUAGAAUUGUAUUAAUCAUACUCUCAAUCAUUCUUUUGACUGUUGUGAGCUUGAGUUAAUCAUUCUUGUUAAAUGAAAAAGUAGCCUGUAUGGAGGAUAGGCUAUUCGAUUUGACUGAAGGCCUAAACUCUUAUUUUGCUUAGAACGAUAGAAUGAGAGAUGCUUUCCUAAUCAUCUGCGGACUUUUAAUGGAUAUUAUGGUUUUGACACAGUUCUACAGAUUUGCGAGGUAUGGAACAUCGUGGCGCCUCCCUAUCGCGAUGUUCGCUUUCUAUAUAUUCAGGGCUCUAGUCUAGUAACUCUUCUGGAUGCGCUAUCCUGAUGGAUAUCUCUGGGACUUCCCUGGUUUCUAUUCUAUUACUGUGCCCUAUGGAAAGACCAACGACUUUUUCUUCUCUGGACAUAUAGGAUGCUGUGUCAUCCAGAUUUUCGAGUUCAAAGCAAAUAAUUGGAACAAGUUUGCUUAUUUCAGUUUGGUUACUUGUGCUCUCUAAUUUGCACUCAUGAUAUGUCUUAGGGGCCAUUAUUUUAUAGACUUGGUGUCUGGCAUAGUUUUCGGACAUUAUUUCUGGAUGCUCGCAGAAAAGUACUCUUACUUAGUAGACGUUUACAUCUUCAGAAUUCCUUUCCAUAAAAGAUUUCCCUACUUCAGCCAUGCCUGCGGGAACUGCCAGCAUCCUAUACAGUUAUGGGCUACACCCCACUCUGAGAAUCAUUAUCUUAGGUCGGCUGAGAUGGGCGGAUUAAAUAUUAAUAGUUAGUAAGAAAGUCACUUAGCAGAGAGUCUGCAUGAGCAUUGA
Stylonychia lemnae is the source of this 987-nucleotide messenger RNA. The record is from the annotation of a GenBank genome assembly. NCBI's taxonomy places the organism in Eukaryota, Ciliophora, Spirotrichea, Sporadotrichida, Oxytrichidae.